UACGGUUAAUGGGUUUGCCCUUAAGCCAGAUCAUCUGGUCAAAUUUUCCAGUCUAUGAGCAACUCCAAACCCUUAAAAAAAAACAAAGAAGCAACCGCUAUCAUCAACCUCAGCAAAAAUGGUCACGUCUCCUCUUCUCUCACUCCUUGUCCUAGUCUCAUUUCUGGUCCUAGUCCAACCCUCUCACGGUGGUGGCAUAGGCAUCUACUGGGGACAAAACGGGAACGAAGGUACCCUAAAACAAACCUGCGCCACCGGAACAUACAAGAACGUGAACAUAGCCUUCCUCAACGUCUUCGGCGGCGGCCAAAUACCACAAAUCAACCUAGCAGGCCACUGCAACCCAGUCUCAAAUGGUUGCGCAGCCGUCGGCCCCGAAGUCACAUUCUGCCAGAGCCUAGGAGUCAAGGUGUUCCUCUCCCUCGGCGGCGGAACCGGAAACUACUCUCUAUCUUCUGCUUCUGACGCAAAAGAUGUAGCCGAUUAUCUAUGGAACAGUUUCCUGGGGGAAAAAGGAAACGGCAGAGACAAGUCUACUACUACACGUCCCUUCGGCGAUGCCGUUUUGGAUGGGAUAGAUUUCAUCUUAUCAGUUGCAAAUCCAUAUUGGGAUGACCUUGCACGUUAUCUCAAGGCGUAUAGCAAUCCAAGAAGAGCUGUGUACUUAGCUGCAGCUCCUCAGUGUCCAUUUCCCGAUGCGUUCGUCGGCGGUGCGAUUAGUACGGGGCUUUUUGAUUAUGUUUGGGUUCAGUUCUACGACAAUCCUCCAUGCCAGUAUAGCUCAGGAAACACUGGCAAUAUUUUGAACUCGUGGAAUGAAUGGACUACGUCUAUACAAGCAGGGAAGAUAUUCUUGGGGUUGCCGGCGGCUCCAGCGGCUGCUGGAAGCGGGUUCAUUCCGGCUACGGUGCUGAUUUCUGAGAUACUUCCGGUGAUAAAGAAGUCGUCGAAGUAUGGUGGCGUGAUGUUGUGGUCAAAGCAUGAUGAUGAUCAAAGUGGUUAUAGUUCCUUCAUUAUCAAAAAUGCACUAUUAAUACCAGCAAAUGGUCCAACUUCAGUAAACCCUUCUGCAGCUCCAGGGGGAAGUCCAGGAAAGAAGCAGAGUAAUAAAGCUCGGACUAUAAUCGUUAUUGUAGUGGCAAUUGUUGUUUCUCUGGUAUUGGUUAUACUUACAUGCAUUUGUAUUUACGUGAGAAUCAGGAAGACGAAGAAAAACCUUGAAGGCUCAUCCGAAGUGAGAAUUGCAGAAACAUAUGGCCUGCAAGUCCCCUUUCGGUCUAUUAGAGAUGCAACGAAUGACUUUUCUGAAUCAAACAAGCUCGGACGGGGUGGAUUUGGUGUUGUUUACAGAGGCAGGCUUUGGGACAAAAUAGAUGUAGCAGUGAAAAGGCUUUCUAGAGAUUCUUCACAAGGAGAUAUAGAAUUCAAAAAUGAGGUUGAACUCGUGGCCAAACUUCAGCACCGGAAUUUAGUUAGGCUCCUUGGUUUCUGCCUGGAACGAAGCGAAAGAAUUCUUAUCUAUGAGUUUGUUCCAAACGCAAGUCUCGAUCAUUUCAUAUUUGAUCCAAUCAAGCGCGAACAGUUGGAUUGGGAUAUUCGCUACAAGAUCAUAAUAGGCAUUGGGCGGGGACUCCUUUACCUUCAUGAAGAUUCCCGUCUAAAAAUUAUCCAUCGUGAUCUAAAAGCUAGUAACAUUCUGUUAGAUGCAGAAAUGAACCCCAAAAUUGCAGAUUUCGGAUUGGCAAGAUUAUUUGAUACGGAUCAAACACAAGGUGAAACUAAUCGAAUUGUGGGGACCUAUGGAUAUAUGGCUCCAGAGUAUGUAAUGCGUGGACACUUUUCGGUGAAGUCCGAUGUUUACAGUUUUGGUGUGCUGGUUUUGGAGAUAAUAACCGGACAGAAAAAUAGUUCUUUUCGGCAUGAAGAAAGUGCAGAGGUUCUUCUAAGCUACGCCUGGAAUAGUUGGAGGGAGGGGACAGCCUUAAACUUAAUAGAUCCCAUGCUAAGAAGUGGUUUUUCAGGACCUGAAAUAAUGAGAUCCAUUCACAUUGCAUUGUUGUGUGUGCAACAAAAUGUAGCUGCUAGGCCAACCAUGGCUGCAGUUAACCACAUGUACAGCAACAAUUCUCUCAAUCUCCCAGCACCCUCACAACCAGCAUUCUUUAUGCCUGGGGGCAUUGGAUCCUCAUCCAACACAUCGUCGGGAGGGGAGAACAAAUCCAGAAACUUGAUCCAAAUUUCAGCACAGGAUAUGGAUAUGAUUACGGAGCUAUAUCCUCGCUAGGUUUCGAUGCAAGGAUGGGAUACCUGCACGUACAGAAUUUUUAAAUAAGCGGAGCUGUGAAUUUCGGAAUAAGUGGUGCAAAAAUGGAACAAUUUGGAGUUUCCGACAAAAAAAGAAGACAAAAUAGCCAAUGCGGGUCAACCGUAGUCAAAGCAGCAAGAGAGCGAGAUUCAAGUGCGUCUGAUAAUAUGUGCGGAAGUGCAUGGAAAAAAAGUGAAAAGUUUUAGCGAAAAGAACGCAUGCUUAUUAAUUAGGCUAAUUAAUCAAAUGAUUGAUUAACUUGAUUAAUCAAGGAAUGGUGCAGCACGUGUGCACCUAGCUUUUCAUUCUCUUCCACUCAGAUUAUACUGUGCACGUGCAGCCCUCCCCCCUCUAAUCCAUUAGCCACUUGACACGUGGCCUUCACUUAAUUAACCAUUAGAACCCAUUCUCUCUCUCUCUCUCGCACAGUAGCCAUAUAUAUUCAAUCAAACCCUUUCUCUAUCUAUCAGAACAGGCCGCGGCACACCCCAUUCUCUCACCUCUGAACCUCAAUUUCGCCACACACCAAAAUCCCAUCAGAUCCCUCUCUUCUCUUCCCUCUUCACCAAAACCUCACCUCACCACAAUUCCUUCCUUCUCAUAUUUUCUUCCCACCUCACCAAGAUUCACACUUCCUCACUAAGAUCCACUUCACCUCACUAAGAUUUCAUCUUCUCAUCAAUUCCACAAAUUUCAAAGGGGAAGCCCAAGCAUCAAGAACUUCAUCACCAUUAAAUUUGGGUAAA
Messenger RNA from Rosa chinensis, 3051 nucleotides. RefSeq names its product cysteine-rich receptor-like protein kinase 15. The record is from RefSeq and is a predicted model, not a curated record. The coding region runs from base 119 to 2284 and encodes 721 amino acids. The transcript is spliced from 9 exons. Gene Ontology annotation, molecular function: ATP binding; protein kinase activity. NCBI's taxonomy places the organism in Eukaryota, Viridiplantae, Streptophyta, Magnoliopsida, Rosales, Rosaceae. Gene Ontology annotation, biological process: carbohydrate metabolic process; protein phosphorylation.